UAGAGCUAUCGACUCAUUGUCGCCGUAGUUUUUGAAUAUUUUGUUAUUUACAUUUCUAUCCCAUUUAAACGAGGGGUGCAAUGGUGAUGACAACAAACCUUGUACUACCAUCAUAAGUUCACAAGGAAUAUGUUUCAGCUCUUCACUACAACAAAGUAAUGGAUAGUACUGAGUACUCUCAAGCAGACAAGUCUUUAGAACCAUUCCUUUUGGAAGACAGUGGUCAAGACAAUGAACCAGGGCUUCCAUAUAACCAAAGAACUAGUACUCCUACUGAAAAUGUGUCCCUUCGUGAAAAUGAAGGUUUAGUAAUUACAAAUGGACAGGUAUCAAAUCAAGAGGUUGUGCUGUCUCCUCUUUUAAAUUCUGGGUGCAAAUCUAGCACUCAGUCUCAGGAUCAAGAAAGUUUUUCACAAGAACAAAGCUUUCAUACCCCCAGGGAAAAUUCAACUGAGGAGAAUUCUAGAGACGAGUCCCAGUCACUUUAUACCUCAGCAUCAUCCAAUGUAAAUGUUACAGUGACUGCAGACAGUUUUGGUGCAGAGAAAGGGAAUAUUCUGGACCUAUCUAAGCAAGAAACUCUACAUCAAGUGACCUUUAGUCCUGAAAAUGUUAGUGAGACUUCUGCUCAAGACACUUCCUGGGCUACUGCCCAUGGCUCAUUUCAAGAUGAUUCUGAUGUAAAGGAUGUGACCAUGAAACAAGAGCCAAGUUAUUUGUCAGAAGAAUCCUUUGAUGAAUCUCUGAAUCCCUUUUUUCGGGAGAGUAACGUUGUCAUCAGAGCUGAUGAUUUCACACAAGAUUUGAAUAAUUCAACAUACAAAGAAAUUACUUUUGCUUUUAUGAAUGACCAAAAUUUACAACAUGAAAAAAAUAGUGGCAAAGAAAUUGCUGAAGGAACAAAUCUUGCAGCGGAUAUGGACUCUCCUAAUUUAGACCUUUUGAAUGAGAUCUGUGAGGAGGCCACCAAUAUGACAAUUAAAGAGGCCUUGAUUUUUUCUCUAAAUCCAGGAGUACGAGCUGGAUUAAGUGAGGGUAGAUUGUCACUAAAUGAGAGUGAAAUAUUAGCCCUGGAACAGUACUGUGAAACAUUCAUUGAUGAUUUGAUUUCAGAACUUUUGGAUGGGCAGUGGUCAGAGAGGAUCAACAGUGAAGCUCAUAAGCAGGUGCUUCUUGAUAGCAAGGUCUCAGUGGCUAAAAAACUCAGUAAUCUUGAUUUAGAAACACUGAAAUUGAACUGUGAUAGAUUUGUUCGUAUUGUCAUCACAGAGUCAUUACAUGAUGCUAGUUUUGCGAUCCACACAAGGGACACUAAACCAACAGAAUGUAAUGGGGAAGAAAGAAUGAAUUCUCUUGAUCAAGACAGCAUCCAAGAUCUUCUUCCAAUUUUCAAACAAUCUACAGCCAUCCAGGAUUAUAUUGGAUUUCUCUCAGCAGACAUUGUUAAGUCAGCAUUGGCAAAGUUGUCUACUUCUGAAUCCAUAGCAACCAACAAUGAUGAGAAAAAUGGUCAGCUGAUAGUGAGUAACAAUAGCACAUCACAUAUCAAAACAAGCACACAGGUAGCAGAUUAUACUUCUAAAUGUGAAGAAGCAUUACCUGAAAGUGAUGGAAAAACAAAGAAUGACAUGAGGAAAUCUCAGAGGAAAUAUAUAAACAGUGAAGAUCAAGACAAUGAAACAAGAACUGAUGUUGCAUCAAUAGGCGUUGAUGAUGAUUAUGAAAUACACUAUGAGAGAGAAACAGAUGAGCUUUCAGAUGAUGAACAGAUUUUUUCUAGCAGUGUAGCUGGUGCUUUAGAGACAUCUCUGGAGUUUGAUCCAGAUGGUGGUAUGUGGGAUGAAGGGGAAAUAUUUACAAACUUGAAUUCAUUGGAUGCAGAGAGAAAACAGAAAAUAGUACUACGAGAACUAUCAUUUGAUGAGCAUGUCGAUGUUGCUGGAACAGAAGUACUGGCACCUGUCUUCCUUGCAAUUGCAGAGGAGAACGAUGAUGACAGUGAAUUUCAAGGAAUGAGAAAGAAAGCACAGUCCAUUGAGAACCUGUGCACUGUCAUCAAUGAGAAUGACAAUCGAAGGCAAAGAAGUUACUCAGCUCCAAAGAAAAUCGCUUCACUUUUCCAAACUGAUGUCAGAACAGAACAGGACAACAGUGAUAAUGCAGAAGACAGUGAAAGAGAAGUCCAUGAACAGGAGUAUGAAGGAGAUGAAAGUGAGACUGAAGAUGUGGACGAACAAGAUGAUGACAAGACAAGGGUAGAAGAAACCGCUCCAUUAAAAGUUCAGCUAGAAGCUGAAUCAUCAGGUGAUGACAGGUUCCGUUGGCAUACUGUGAGUGUACAUGGCAGGGACAAGGUACUUGAUUUGAGGCUUCUGGAGCCGUACAUGAAAGUCAUCUCUCAUGGAGGUUAUUUUAGUGAUACUAAGUCAACCAUUGUUGUGAUUGCUGCCUGUUAUCUACCUGAGAAGACUAUAAAGAACUAUGAUUUUCUAAUGGAGCAACUUUUCUUUUAUGUUAUAAGCACUUUGGAACUUCUGGCAAUCCAUGAGGAUUACUACUUGGUGUACUUCAAUGGUGGAACAAGACAGCAAAACAUGCCAUCUGUAACAUGGAUGAAAAGAUUCUACCAAUAUAUUGAAGGAGGGCUAAAGAAAAUGAAAGAAAUGUUCAUUGUGCAUCCCAAUUUUCGACUCAAAGCAGUUAUUACACUUGCCAAACCACUGAUUAGUUCUAAUUUUUGGAGAAAACUCAGUUUCAUAAACACACUUAGUACUCUUUCAAGCCUUGUUCCAGUAGACUACAUUUACAUCCCUGAUGAAGUGAUGAGAGUUGAUCCAACCUACAGACAAGUGCACAGUAGGUGAAAGCAUUCAACCCUCAAGAAGUUACUCUGAAUUUAUUGAAUGAUAGGAUUGUUGAAACAUGAAUAAAUUUAGUUAAUGUCCUUGUAGUAAAAUAAUGACAUAAUUUCAUUUAGCUUCUGUAUCCAGAACCAAAUUCAUUUUUGGUAAAGCUUACAUAUAGAUUCUUAUUUCAAUUUCUUGUCAGCUUACCAAAAAAGGUCAACCUAGUAACAAUAAAUGUUUAAUUAAGUGACUAGAUUUUGAUUUAGGAAGCAAAGUUUUACAUGGAUAUUCUUGUUUUGGGAAUGGUGUUAUACUCCUUAUCAUUUCUUGGUCACAAUAAUUAUAAUAGUUUUCAUGUUCUGCAUGUCCUAGUGGCUAAGAGCUAAAUAUACCUAACUUAUUUUUUGAUUUUACAAAAAUUCAACCAGCUAUGCUGGCAAGAAUAAUUAUCAAUACACCUAUAGUUACAUUAAGUUAUUAAAAUUUAAUGAAUUAUUAUUUUUAAGUUCUUUUAAUCACAUUUAGUGGUAGUUUUCCAUGUUUAGUUGCAAGGAAAAAUUAAUGCAAGGUAGGUAAAUUUAUUUAGGGUUCAUUAAGCUUGCCUUGUGACCACACAAAACCUUGGACUAUAUAAGAGAGUUUUUCUGCUCCACUCAUGUUAAAAAAGAUCCAAUAAAAUCAUGAUGAGAUUUUAUGAAUGGUCUUGAAAGAAAAACAAAUGAAAAAAUCUCUGUCAUCUGAUUUGUACAUUUUCAACAUGGAAUAAAUGUUUUAAGAAAUUGGAGAAAACAAUUUUGAUUACUUCACAUUAGAGAGUUUUCUUGGCUACUGGGGCUUGUGUACAUUAGCAGGUAUAAAAUGAACCAGAUAGUCCAAGAAAUACUACAGUUCAGGUAGCACAAAGCAUUUUGUAGCAAAUUAGUUGGCACAGAGUGUCCAUGUGUUCUCUAGAAAAAUGUUCAGUGCUUCUGCCACAAUAAGAUGAAACAGAACCAGAUAGUAAAAAAGUUGUACAAUACUAGCGGAAUGUUUUUUUUUGUGUGUGUGUAACUAACAGUUACAGUACUGUACCAGGUUCUGCAAAGGAACCAACUGAAUUAAAAUAAUUAACCAAUUUAAAUUAUGUAAUAUUAGAAUACUUCUUCUAAAUUAUAUUUUAACUUGUUUAAUUAACCUAGUGUUAAGUGUUUGUUUUCUUGCUUCAACUGUGGGCUAACUCACUGCUGAAUGAUAAUAAAUAUGUUGGAUGAUAAUAAAUGUUGUAGGUUUAAAAAACUGA
Molecule: messenger RNA, 4125 nt
Organism: Stylophora pistillata
Lineage: Eukaryota; Metazoa; Cnidaria; Anthozoa; Scleractinia; Pocilloporidae
Source: RefSeq, a predicted model, not a curated record